Stegostoma tigrinum is the source of this 4283-nucleotide messenger RNA. RefSeq names its product elastin a (gene elna). Gene Ontology annotation, molecular function: extracellular matrix structural constituent. The transcript is spliced from 36 exons. The record is from RefSeq and is a predicted model, not a curated record. Lineage: Eukaryota; Metazoa; Chordata; Chondrichthyes; Orectolobiformes; Stegostomatidae. Bases 249 to 2483 code for a protein of 744 amino acids.
UGCAAACGACCUGGCAGAGAAAAUAGACGCAAUUGCCGAGAUUCUGGCAGGAGUUCUGCAAUGUUGGCAGGACUGACCAGGAAAAAAAAGCCGCAGCGGAGAAAAGUCAACUGGCUACAAGGACCGAGUUGGGUCCCUGACUAAUUACGUAUUGUCCAUAUCCGUCUCUUACAAGUGGCAAUUAGGGUCGAGUGAAUAAAAGCGCCUGGACUUAGAGUGAGUUAGUAUUUUGUGGAGUGGCUGACAAGAUGGCUACGACGCUCUUACAGGGAUACCUGCUCAUGAUCCUCAUCAAAACGACUCUGCAAGGAGGUGUUCCUGGAGCAGCAGGAGUUCAAGGAACACUAGGACGUCUCUUUCUUCCAAGUGCAUAUCUUCGCAGUACUGGGCUGCAAGCUCCUGGACCUGGAAUUUUACAACAACAAAUUGCUGCUGCAUCUAAAGCAGCCAAACUUGCAGGAAAAGGAUUACCUGGUUCAGUUCCAGGGGCAGCAUACCCUUACCAGGCUGGACCAGGAGCUGGAAUUCUAGGUGCUGGAGUUCCUGGUGCUGGAGUGCCCGGUGUUGGAGUUCCCGGUGCUGGAGUUCCGGGUGCACUUUUCCCUGGGUUAUAUCCAGGCGCAAGAACUCACGGGCUGGGUGUACUACCGGGUGUACCAACUGGGACUGGUUUGAAAGCUAAACCAGGUGUUGGUGGUCAGUAUGGAUACCCAGCAGGUUAUGGUGGCUUUGGAGUAGGAGUACCUGUUGGUUAUCCUGUGCUAUCUCCUAAACUACCAGGUGGCUAUGGAAUUCCAUACAGUGCUGGUGGAUAUGCAGCAGCCAAAGCUGCUAAAUAUGCAGGAGGUGUACCAGGCCAGGUUCCAGGAGGUUUACCAGGCCAGGUUCCAGGAGGCAUUUCAGAUGGAUAUGCAGCGGCAGCGAAAGCUGCUAAAUAUGGAGGCAUACCAGGUCAAGUUCCAACGGGUGGACGUGGAGCCAUUCCAGGAGUCGGUGCAGAUGGAUAUGCAGCAGCUAAAGCUGCUAAAUAUGGAGGUGGUGUACCAGGACUAGGUCCAGGAGGCUUUCCAUGGCGUGGAGCAGGAGCUCUGCCAUGGCGUGCAGCUGGUGGCUUUGCAGGAGCUGUACCAGGAGGAGUUCCAGGUGGGUAUGCAUCGGCUAAAGCUGCUAAAUACGGAGUUGGUCCAGGAGCUGUACCUGGAGCUCAGCCAGGUGUUGUACCCGGUGCAGCUGCUGCAGCCAAAGCUGCAAAAUAUGGAGGCGCUCCAGGAGGUAUAACAGGUGCUGAAGGAGCUGUUCAGCCUGGAGUUCCGGGAGGUAAGGACAUUGGUGUUGGAGUAGGAGUGCAGCGAGGCGCUGGAGUAGGUGUGCAGCCAGGCGCUGGAGUUGUCCAACCUGGUAUUGGAGUUGGCGGAGCUGCUGCAUCCAAAGCUGCCAAAUAUGGAGGUCUUGGAGUUGGUGUGCAGCCUGGCGUUGGAGUGGGUGUGCAGCCUGGUGUUGGAGUGGGUGUCCCAGCUGGCAUCGGAGUAGGUGGAGCUGCUCCAUCUAAAGCUGCUAAAUAUCAAGGCCUUGGAGUGGGUGUGCAGCCUGGUGUUGGAGUAGGUGUCCAGCCUGGCACAGGAAUUGGCCAGCCUGGCAUCGGAGUGGGGGUGCAGCCUGGCGUUGGAGUUGGUGUGCAGCCUGGCGUUGGAGUGGGUGUGCAGCCUGGCGUUGGAGUGGGUGUAAAGCCUGGCGUCGGAGUUGGUGUGCAGCCUGGAGUUGGAGUGGGUGUAAAGCCUGGCGUUGGAGUUGGUGUGCAGCCUGGAGUUGGAGUUGGUGUGCAGCCUGGCAUCGGAGUGGGUGUGCAGCCUGGCAUCGGAGUGGGUGUGCAGCCUGGCGUCGGAGUGGGUGUAAAGCCUGGCGUCGGAGUGGGUGUGCAGCCUGGCAUCGGAGUGGGUGUGCAGCCUGGCAUCGGAGUGGGUGUGCAGCCUGGCAUCGGAGUGGGUGUGCAGCCUGGCAUCGGAGUGGGUGUGCAGCCUGGCAUCGGAGUGGGUGGACUUGCUGCAUCUAAAGCUGCUAAGUACAGAGGCCUAGGAUUGGGUGUGCAACCUGGCAUAGGAGUAGGAGUUCAGCCUGGAGCAGGAGUAGGUGUUCUGCCUGACGCCGGAGUGGGUGGAGCUGCUGCAUCUAAAGCUGCUAAGUAUAGAGGUAUUGGCGUGGGUGUGCAGCCUGGCUUUGGAGUAGGUGUGCAGCCUGGCAUCGGAGUGGGUGUUAAUGGAGUUCGACCCAGCAGUGCUCCACUGACUCCUCAACCAGGUGGAGCACAGCCAGGCCUUGGAGCUAAAGCAGCCAAGCUAGGGCAAGGAGGCUACGGUGGAUACCUACCCUAUUAUCAACCUGGUAAACCUCCUAAACAGUAUGGGGCACUGAGCCAGUUUGGGUAUCCUUAUGGGAGAGGAUCCCCUUGUGCAAUGGGAAAAUAUUGUGGUCGAAGGAGAAAAUAAAUAAAUACUUGGAAAAGAAGUGACCUCAAGAACUCUGGUGCUACUGCAUGAUUCGGAAUGUAAAGGAUGGUGUGGAAUGGAACUCCCCUCACCACCGCCCCCCACCUUUCUUCAUUUCAUCUAUGAAACAAUUUGGCUGCAUUCAUUAUCAGUAUCUAAUGGACUUUGUUAUCAAAGAAGCUGUGCUAUACACUGUGUGCUUCAAGCAUUUAGGGACCAGCUUACAACUGAGUCCUUUGCUGUUAAUCUCAUAGUAAACACCAUCCUUGACUUGAUUUAUUUUGUUUUGUGAUUCUAACUCCAGUAUUUUUAAGUUAUAAAAUUGUGUUAUUAAUUUUUAGUGGCUUGUGCUUUGCUUUACAAGAUGUACUGUGAGUGAUACCUGGAUCGUACAGCUGGGCCGUAGCUCCAACCCCUGCCAUAAUUUUGGUGCUGUUGAAAAUCUAUUUUUGAGAGUGGCAGCUGUAUUCAUACAAAUGAUGGCUCAACCCUAAUGAGUGGGGCCUGAAGUGACCAAUGCAACUUUUGCAUAUUGUUUUUCUACACAUUUGUCACAUGGCUAACAAGACUUCACACUUGGAGGCCAAAUUUAGCUUCCUAGCCAAAAGAUUCCUGGAAAGGUCUGGCUACUUUGAUUUGGUAGGCUUUGAAGUUUAUACAAGCUGAAUGACAUUGGGGCAGAUUUUUCCCCUCCUACACUUGAAGCUAAUUAAUUUCUUCCACACAAUAAAUUCAGGAAUAUUGGGCCAGCUAUCUUAUGUUAUUUCUUUCCAACUUAUUUUCCUGUACCCAUUGUACCUGGAUGGUUCAGAACUCUCAGGUUUGGGACAAAGAAAACCUAUCCCAAGUUAUGAUAACAUUAGUCCUUCAUCAUUGGCAGUGGUGUGGCUAGGAUUUUACUACCUCCAGGAUCAGGGUUAAUAAACGAACUCUGCACAUUUUAACAAUCUGAUUACCUCCGCAGCAUUAAUUGGUUAUGAUUUGUAUUCGAUUGAAAUGACCUGUUGUAACUCAGCCAAAUGAAUUAGUUGGGUAACAAAUUAAUCCCACAAAGACAUUUUGUUCCUAAAAUAAAAACUUUCCAACUAACUCAUGAAAUUUCCCAAUUUAGCAUAUUGUAAAGUGGUUCAUAGUCCUGCUGUCAACAAAUUUGCGUGCUGUUAUAAAUCUUUACUGCACAGUAGUGCAGUCUCAGGCAUCAUCUUCUAAGAAAAAUUAUAUAAUAAGAGGGUAUAUAGACAUAAUUGCACACGAUUAUUAGAUUGUACCUGAAGGGGCUAACUGAAUUGUGAAAAUGCAGAAGCCCACCACAGCCACUCUUGGUAAAAUUGUCCUUUCUCUUCUGCUUUCUGUCUGUUCUGUCUGUGUCCAUUUUCUCUGGCCCUUUUUUUUCUCUUUGACUGUCUUAUCUGCAAAGUAGAAAUCAUGAUCAGCACUAUUCUUGAAACAUGUUUAAGCAGUAGAUUUUUAAAUAGCUCAAUGCCUGGAUCAAAAUAAAUUUGAUAUGAGCACCUUAAGAUUCCGUCAUAGAUGCUGAUCAGAGUUCCUGUUCUUAACAUGACUCUCAAUUUUCCAUCAUGCACUUCUUUUGAUAAGUGAUAUGCUAUCGUAUGUAAUACUUUACAUCAGUUCUGCAAUAAUAAGUACUGUAGCAGAUCUUGAGCCCCAACAUUGGUGUAUUGCUUCAGGUUUGGUGUAAUGCCCAUUUGCUGUAUCUUCAUAAACUGUAUGAAAGAGAAAAUACUGGAUGGACAACAAUUCAGUAACAGCUUUUAAAAUAAACAGAAUUGUUUAAAUAAA